AGUUGGCAGGCGGAGGAGGAGCUGUCGCUGGUAGCCGCCUCACAGCGAUGGCGGCUGAGCAGGGCCGGCGGCGGUGGCGGCUGCGGCUACGGCCGGACUCGGCAGCGGUGUCAGUAGCGGUGGGCGGCGGGGGCCUGUGACCGGGAACCACCCCCGGACCCGGGCACCAUGAGCCAAGGCCCCCCCCCAGGGGAGAGCAGCGAGCCCGAAGCUAAGGUCCUCCACACGAAGCGGCUCUACCGGGCUGUGGUGGAGGCGGUGCAUCGACUUGACCUCAUCCUUUGCAACAAAACUGCUUAUCAAGAAGUGUUCAAACCAGAGAACAUUAGCCUGAGGAACAAGCUGCGUGAGCUCUGCGUCAAGCUUAUGUUCCUGCACCCGGUAGACUACGGUAGGAAGGCUGAAGAGCUGCUGUGGAGAAAGGUGUACUACGAAGUUAUCCAGCUUAUCAAGACAAACAAGAAGCAUAUCCACAGCCGGAGCACCUUGGAAUGUGCCUACAGGACACACCUGGUUGCUGGUAUUGGAUUCUACCAGCACCUCCUUCUCUAUAUCCAGUCCCACUACCAGCUGGAGCUGCAGUGCUGCAUUGACUGGACCCACGUCACAGAUCCCCUCAUAGGAUGCAAGAAGCCAGUGUCUGCCACUGGGAAGGAGAUGGACUGGGCACAGAUGGCCUGCCACCGGUGUCUGGUGUACCUGGGGGAUUUGUCACGAUAUCAGAAUGAAUUAGCUGGCGUAGACACCGAGCUGUUAGCUGAGAGAUUUUACUACCAAGCCCUGUCAGUUGCUCCCCAGAUUGGAAUGCCCUUCAACCAGCUGGGCACCCUUGCAGGCAGCAAGUACUAUAACGUGGAAGCCAUGUAUUGUUACCUGCGCUGCAUCCAGUCGGAAGUGUCCUUCGAGGGGGCCUACGGGAACCUCAAGAGGCUAUACGAUAAAGCGGCCAGGAUGUACCACCAGCUGAAGAAGUGUGAGGCGCGGAGGCUUUCGCCCAGCAGGAAGCGAUGUAAAGACAUUAAGAGGUUGCUGGUGAACUUUAUGUAUCUGCAGAGUCUGCUGCAGCCCAAAAGCAGCUCCGUGGACUCUGAGCUGACCGCGCUCUGCCAGUCUGUCCUGGAAGACUUCAACCUCUGUCUCUUCUACCUGCCCUCCUCCCCCAGCCUCAGCCUGGCCAGCGAGGAGGAGGAGGAGUAUGAGAGUGGCUAUGCUUUCCUCCCUGACCUCCUCAUCUUCCAGAUGCUCGUCAUCUGCCUCAUGGGUGUGCACAGCCUCAAGAGAGCAGGAUCCAAGCAGUACAGCGCAGCCAUUGCCUUCACCCUGGCCCUCUUCUCCCACCUCGUCAAUCACGUCAACAUCCGACUGCAGGCGGAGCUGGAGGAGGGCGAGAACCCGGUGCCAGCGUUCCAGAGUGAUGGCACAGAUGAAGCUGAGUCCAGGGAGCCCUUAGAGAAGGAGGAGGAGCUGGGGCCUGAGCCACCGCCUGAGGCCCCUUCAGAGGGGGAGGGCCGGAAGGGACGCAAGUUCUCACGCCUCUCCUGCCUCCGCCGCCGCCGCCAUCCACCCAAAGCUGGCGAUGACAGUGACCUGAGUGAAGGCUUCGAGUCAGACUCCAGCCCUGACUCGGCGCGGGCCAGUGAGGGCUCUGACAGUGGCUCCGACAAGAGUCUCGAAGGCGGGGGAACAGCCUUUGAUGCCGAGACAGACUCGGAAAUGAACAGCCAGGAGUCGCGGUCAGACCUGGAAGACAUGGAGGAUGAAGAGGGAACACGGUCCCCAGCCUCAGAGCCCCCUCGGGCUCGGUCUGAGGCCCCUGAGACCCUCAAUGGCCCCCUGGCGCCCAGUGAGGCGAGCCUGGCCAGCAACCUACAAGCCAUGUCCACCCAGAUGUUCCAGACCAAGCGCUGCUUCCGCUUGGCGCCCACCUUCAGCAACCUGCUUCUCCAGCCCACCCCUGAGCCUCAGCCCGCAGACGGCCACAAGCCCUGUGUCAAUGGGGACGUGGACAAGCCCUCGGAGCCAGCCUCUGAGGAGGGCUCGGAGUCGGAGGGGAGUGAGUCGAGUGGGCGCUCCUGUCGGAACGAGCGCAGCAUCCAGGAGAAGCUGCAGGUGCUAGUGGCCGAGGGCCUGCUCCCCGCCGUGAAAGUUUUCCUGGACUGGCUGCGGACCAACCCGGACCUCAUUGUCGUGUGUGCACAGAGCUCGCAGAGUCUGUGGAACCGCCUGUCUGUGCUGCUGAACCUACUGCCGGCUGCUGGGGAACUCCAGGAGUCAGGCCUGACCCUGUGUCCCGAGGUCCAGGAUCUUCUGGCAGGUUGUGAACUGCCUGACCUCACCUCUAGCCUGCUGCUCCCGGAGGACCUGGCACUGCGCAACCUGCCUCCCCUCCGGGCUGCCCACAGGCGCUUCCACUUCGACAGAGACCGGCCCCUGCUCAGCGCUUUGGAGGAGUCAGUCGUGCGAAUCUGCUGCAUCCGCAGCUUUGGCCAUUUCGUCGCCCGCCUGCAAGGCAGCAUCCUGCAGUUUAGCCCGGAAGUGGGCAUCUUCGUCAGCACUGGCCCGUCGGAGCAGGAGACCCUGUUGCAGCAGGCCCAGGCCCAGUUCCGCAUGGCACAGGAGGAAGCUCGGCGGAACAGGCUGAUGCGGGACAUGGCUCAGCUGCGGCUCCAGCUCGAAGUCUCUCAGCUAGAAGGGAGCCUGCAGCAGCCCAAGGCCCAGACAGCGAUGUCUCCCUACCUCGUCCCUGACACCCAGGCCCUCUGCCACCAUCUGCCUAUCAUCCGCCAGCUGGCCACCAGCGGCCGCUUCAUUGUCAUCAUUCCGAGGACAGUGAUUGAUGGUCUGGAUUUGCUCAAGAAGGAGCACCCGGGGGCCCGAGAUGGGAUCCGCUACCUGGAGGCUGAGUUUAAGAAGGGAAACAGGUACAUUCGUUGCCAAAAAGAGGUGGGGAAGAGCUUUGAGCGGCAUAAACUGAAGAGGCAGGAUGCAGACGCCUGGGCUCUCUAUAAGAUCCUGGACAGUUGUAAGCAGCUGACUCUGGCCCAGGGAGCAGGUGAGGAGGACCCGAGUGGCAUGGUGACCAUUGUCACAGGCCUUCCACUGGACAACCCCAGCGCACUCUCAGGCCCCAUGCAGGCUGCCCUGCAGGCCGCUGCACAUGCCAGUGUGGACAUCAAGAACGUUCUGGACUUGUACAAGCAGUGGAAGGAGAUGGGCUGAGACUGACCCCCAGGCCCUGCCGUGGGGCUGACUCCAGACCUCUCCUGCCCUUCUGGCAGCCAGGACACCACCGUCGUCACCCCCACACGCAGACUCGGCACGCGCAGGCGGGGAGGGCGCAGGAGCAUGGGGAGGGCGGGGCCCGCUGCCAGGACGCAGGAAAGAGGAAAGUGCUCAAGCAAGUGGCCAGCCUCCUGCCCCCACUCCCCUGCUGUCCCGCAGCAGGAGGGGGCCCAGGGCCCAGAGGAUGGGCCCUUGUCACCCAGGAGGUGGGUGGGGCCAGGCACAGAGCCUCUGGGCCCCGGGAGAGUCCACUAGGAGUCCGGGGCUCCUCUACAGCCCCUUCUCCAGGACCCCCGUCUUCCUCACAGCUCCCAGGGAGGGACUGGGCCACUGGAGCCGUGGGGAAUCAGAAGAGGGGCCUGGAGCUGCCCCCCCAGAGUGGGGCCGAGCUUGUCGUGUCUCUUGCUGCGGGCAUCGCCUCAUGUCCUCUGACUGUCAGCAUCCAGACAGGUACAGGCCCCGAGGGUGGGGCAGUCUGGCCUCAAGGGCCUCUAGCCCCAGUCACUGCGUACCCUGGGCUAUUGUGCUGGGCAGAGGAGACGGGGGGCAGUCCCCUUUACUGUCUAGGUGGUAACAGUGGGAGAAGCCAUUGGAAGCUGCCUGAUGGGGGUGUGGGGCUCUGCCCUGAGGUGCGGCCCCACGUCUGCCCUCCCCGGGACAGAGCCUGCAGGGCUGAGCCUGGGACUGGGUUUUGGAAUGCCGAGGUGGGAUAAUGGAGAGCUCAGGGCAGUACAGGAGCGGGCAAGGGGGUGGCCUGGGCCAGGAUUGCCUGGACCCUCCCCACCCGACUGUGGUUGGGGCUCAGCUGUUCCGCCAGCCCAGUGCAAGCCGUGCUCCCCCAAGUGCCCAGAAACGGGCUCCCCACUUCCUUCCUCUGAGGCAGCACGCCUGGGACUCCUGGGGGGCACCACUCCUCGUCCCCGACCCAGACCGAGACUGAAGCAUCAUUAAUAAAGACCUCCCAGAGCCCA
Sorex araneus (European shrew) is the source of this 4253-nucleotide messenger RNA. RefSeq names its product SMG5 nonsense mediated mRNA decay factor (gene SMG5). The transcript has 22 exons. Gene Ontology annotation, cellular component: telomerase holoenzyme complex. Gene Ontology annotation, molecular function: protein binding; telomeric repeat DNA binding; telomerase RNA binding. Gene Ontology annotation, biological process: nuclear-transcribed mRNA catabolic process, nonsense-mediated decay. Bases 169 to 3219 code for a protein of 1016 amino acids. NCBI's taxonomy places the organism in Eukaryota, Metazoa, Chordata, Mammalia, Eulipotyphla, Soricidae. The record is from RefSeq and is a predicted model, not a curated record.